This is a messenger RNA of Aureobasidium pullulans EXF-150, 177 nucleotides long. RefSeq lists its product as uncharacterized. The annotation marks the transcript as partial. The transcript has a single exon. Lineage: Eukaryota; Fungi; Ascomycota; Dothideomycetes; Dothideales; Saccotheciaceae. The record is from RefSeq and is a predicted model, not a curated record.
CAAGGGCAGCAGGGUACAGUCGUGAUAAGCAAAAGGAGAUGCAAAACAUACAGCAGCAGGGAUUCCCACGUGGUCACCCACCGUAGUACUAAUCUGCCGUUCAACUGCUUAUGUAUGGCAGAGCGGACGGAUGCCCAGUUUUCAGCUGACUGUGGCCGUAUGUGCUUGGAUUGUUAA